This is a messenger RNA of Pocillopora meandrina, 1395 nucleotides long. The record is from the annotation of a GenBank genome assembly. Lineage: Eukaryota; Metazoa; Cnidaria; Anthozoa; Scleractinia; Pocilloporidae.
AUGUGGAAGAAUUAUAGCGCGCUUUAUUGCUCACCGUUUCACAGUAACAUGGCUCGUUUAUUGAUAGCGGCAAUGACCGCUCUUGUUAUCUCCUGGGUUCAUGGACGAACCGCAUAUAUUCCAGCCAGUAAGUAUUUUUGACAAAAAAUCUUGUAAACAUCGCUUCGUAAACAAUACUUUGUGUCAAAUUUUUUCUCCUUUUUCGGCAUCGAUGGAAAGUAAUUCAGUCAAACAGAUUCCAAAAACAUAAAACCCUUUAGAUGAUGUGCACUGAAUGGUACGCGACAUUGGUUCAAAUAUAGGUAUGUUUGCCUUGUGACAAAUCGCUUAGACACCAUUUGGUGGAACUACUUUUAAAAGAGUUUACAUUUGAUUUUUUUGAUGCUUUUCUUUCACCUUUCCUUUUCAAAUACUUCGUCCACUGUUAUUGAUUUUGGAGGAAAACGAAUAAUGAGAAAAGUUAUCUUUCUUUUCAAAUUUCGCGUUCUAAAAACGAUUUUUAAUCGAAGUCAGUUGUUCUCAAAAAUCAACAAUUGGCUUCUAACUUGGUAGCUAACCAGCCACUCAACAAACCCAUCAUGGAGCUGGCUAUCAAGGGCAGAGGUAAAGCCAGACGGAGUGGAAGAUAAAUUUUUAGAGCCAGAUCAGAAUUUAUCGAUCGUUUUGAAUUUUGUAGAACGACUUGCCAACACGGUAUUUGAUGCAAACAAGAACGACCGCAGCGAUGCACUGGUGGGACACAAAGACCCGUUCUGGGCUCGCAGUGAGGGGGAUGAACUGGAAUACGAUGGAAAUUACGACAGCUCAGUGGAAGAAAAUAAAAGUCCCUUUCAACGUAACUACAGGGUCCCUUACGAAAACGCUGAUGAAGACGUUAUCCCCAGGAGCACCGACAAACACGAAAACAACGAUGGAAUUUUUGAGAUGCGUUUAAGGUCGGCCAGUCAUGAAGGAAUGAACGAUACUCCUUUCAAGCGUGCCCGCAUUCCCGUUCCCUGCUCGAUGUGCUGUAAAAUUCGCAGGUGAGGAGAAUCUUUAUAAUUUAGUUCUGCUUUGUCUUAUGAUGCAGGAAAACACGAGAGGCUUCACAAAGGGCAUAGAUUUGAAGUGCACGGCGAAUGUGACUACCACACAGUAUAAACAUUCAACGGGUUUAUCGUUUGAUUUGAGUGAUCCUCUUGACUGUCUCCUAAUACAUUUUUCUUUUUUUAUUAGGUGUAUUGCUACCUAUGAUUACAUGUGUAACUGUAAGAAGUGAAGGAUGCAGCAUGGAGCCAGCAGGCAUAAUGUAGUUGUUAGCAAUAGGUUGAAAAAGUCACUGAAACGAGCACAAUUCUGUUUUAAGCAUCUUAAAAGUAGUCAUAGGAAAAUGAUACGUUUUUUUUUCUUGUUGGG